Messenger RNA from Capsella rubella, 1300 nucleotides. RefSeq lists its product as uncharacterized. The record is from RefSeq and is a predicted model, not a curated record. NCBI's taxonomy places the organism in Eukaryota, Viridiplantae, Streptophyta, Magnoliopsida, Brassicales, Brassicaceae. The coding region runs from base 299 to 1015 and encodes 238 amino acids. The transcript has a single exon.
UAAAAUAUGAGUGAGUUUCACUUCCACACUUGGCUAGCUAUAUAAACACACCUAUUUUAGGAAAUUAUUUAUUUCCACAUUCUCCGCUCUUCUUUCAUCCCCAACUCAAAUCUAAGUUUCGUUUCUGCAAAAACCCUUUCUCUUCUUUUCCACGAAUCAUAUCUAGACAAAGCCUCCAUAGUUUCUGUUCCUUCCACAUUUCACAUUUGGGUCGAAUCUAGAAAACAAGGCCUUCUCUUUGUGUUUGGGGUUUAAUGACGAGUAAGAGAUGUGAAUCUUAUCUUGAAGAAGAAGAAGGAUGAGAUCUUUGAGCAGUGUUGGACUUGCUCUAAGCAUAGUCUUUGGUUGUUUGCUAUUAGCUCUUCUCGCUGAGCUCUAUUACUUGCUCUGGUGCAAGAAGAGGUCGACGACGAGACCUGAUUUUCGGAAUGACUAUUCUACCCCUGGAACCAGAGAGCUUCUCUUCAUCUUCUGUUGCAGUAGCACAACAAACCCUUCUUCUUCUUCUUCAUCUCCUUCUCCCUUCUCACACCCUAAGCCCAUUGAAACCGAACAGCAGUCUCUUCCUCAUGAUGAUGGGUUUGGGAAUGUGUGUGGUCCAGGGCUCGUGCCGAGGUUUCUGUUCACAAUCAUGGAGGAGACAGUGGAGGAAAUGGAAUCUGAAGAUGUGGUUUCCACAAAAGGAAAGAGUUUGAAUGAUUUGUUUCUUAAUAUGGAAAGUGGUGUCAUCACUCCUCCAUAUCUUACUCCUCGUGCUUCUCCUUCCUUGUUCACGCCUCCUUUAACUCCAUUACUAACGGAGUCUUGUAAUGGUAGUAGAAAAGAAGAGAUCUCGAGCUUCUUCGAGACUUCGUCUGAUGCUGAGUUUAAUAGGCUAGUGAGAUCAUCGCCAUUGUCAUCAUCACAUUCACCAUCAUCGUCGUCAUCUUCGCCAUUGUCGAGAUUCAAGUUCUUAAGAGACGCAGAGGAGAAGCUUUACAAGAAGAAAGCUAUGGAGAUUGCUGAAACCGAGUGAGCUCAAAGGGCUACAAAUUGGCAAAACACAGUUCAAGAAAUCGGAUUUGUUCAAUCAAGAAGAUGAGGUCUUUGAGACAGAAACCAAAGUAGAAUUAAACCGGCUUUUUGGUCUGAUUUAAUAUCAUUGUCAUUAAACAUCAACAUUUUUUUUGGUCUGAAUGUUUUUGGUUUGUCAUCGGAUUAACCGGUUGUAAAUUUUUCGAUUGAUAGAGAGAAUUUGUUUAAGCCAAACUUGUGUAAUUUCAGUCAACUCAUUCGAAUAAAGAAGAUUGGCUUUGGAUUC